AUGGAGCCAGGGCUGCAGCAAGCAGGCAGCCGUGGGGAGCCUUCCCCUGACCCAGCCAUGCACGUGCCGCCCAGCUCGGUAGCUAGUCCCUGGAGAAGCACAGGUCCCUGGAGAACCGCAAGCCGCAGCUACUUCUGCCUCAGCACCACGGCAUUCGUGUGCCUUGUCGUCGCAGUGGCUAUCAUCCUGGUCCUGGUAGUCCAGAAGAAGGACUCCACUCCAAAAACAACUGACAAGGUUCCCCUUAAAGGAGGAAAUUGCUCAGAGGACCUCUUAUGUACACUGAAAAGGACUCCGUUUAAGAAAUCAUGGGCCUACCUCCAAGUUUCAAAACAUCUCAACAAUACCAAAUUGUCAUGGAAUCAAGAUGGUGUCAUCCAUGGAGUCGGAUACCAGGAUGGGAACCUGGUAGUCCAGUUCCCGGGCUGGUACUUUAUCAUUUGCCAACUGCAGUUUCUUGUGGAUUGCUCAAAUCAUUCGGUGGACCUGAAUGUGAAGCUCCUCAUCAAUGCCAAGGUCAAAAAGCAGGCACUGGUAACAGUGUGCGAGUCUGGAAUUCAAAAUAAGAGAAUCUACCAGAAUCUCUCUCAGUUCCUGAUGUAUUACUUACAGGUCAACUCUACCAUAUCAGUCAAAGUGGAUAAUUUCCAGUAUGUUGAUACAAACAUUUUUCCUCUUGAUAAUGUGCUGUCCAUCUUCUUAUACAGUAGUUCAGACUGA
Messenger RNA from Psammomys obesus (fat sand rat), 720 nucleotides. It is a transcript of the gene Tnfsf8, whose product is annotated as TNF superfamily member 8. Gene Ontology annotation, molecular function: tumor necrosis factor receptor binding. The record is from RefSeq and is a predicted model, not a curated record. The transcript has 4 exons. NCBI's taxonomy places the organism in Eukaryota, Metazoa, Chordata, Mammalia, Rodentia, Muridae. The coding region runs from base 1 to 720 and encodes 239 amino acids. Gene Ontology annotation, biological process: CD8-positive, alpha-beta T cell differentiation; immune response. Gene Ontology annotation, cellular component: membrane.